Phalacrocorax carbo (great cormorant) is the source of this 1136-nucleotide messenger RNA. Lineage: Eukaryota; Metazoa; Chordata; Aves; Suliformes; Phalacrocoracidae. The record is from RefSeq and is a predicted model, not a curated record.
AACGGCCGCGCGCAGCCCUUGCCGCCGCCCUAGCGGCCGGCGUCGGCGCGAGCCCCAGCGCGUCCCCGGCCUCCCGGGGGGAGCGGCGGUAGCACCCCGCCCGUCACCGAGCCUUCGCCAACGCAGCCCGCCCCGGCGGCCGCCGGCCAGCCGGCGCGGAGAGGCCAGGGGUGAAACGCGGGCUGCUCCACCGGCUGCCUCCCCCGCGCCCGUUCCCCCUCACCCGGCCGCACGCGGCCCCGGGGGAGGCCGCCCCACCCCGCUGAGCGGGCAACCGCGGGCACCUCCCAGCCCGGAACCAUGGUGCUGCGGCCACGGGUACCCGCCGGGCCUCGGCGAAACGCUGCACAUCCCCCCCCUCCGCCCCUUCCCCUCCCAGCCGCCGGACCUGGCUGCCGGCGGCUUCCGGCGGGGCGGGCGUUCGGCGCUAUGGGGCGGCCGCGGCGGUUCCUGGAGGUGGCGGCAGAGGGGCUGGCGGGCGCCUGCCCGGCCCAGGCGCGGUUCCUGCUGUGGACGCUUCGCAACUCCCGAGAUAAUGAAGGUGGAUUAGAAGGGGUAUGUCCUUACUGCUUCCAGUUCCUGGUUCCUGAUAGCUGCCGGGUGCGUCUCAAACCAAAGAUGAAAGUGACUCCACAGAUAGAGAAAAUUCUUAAACGAGAGGCAAAGAACCGUAAACUUAAUAUGAAACAGACAAAGCUUUUGAAAAAGUACAGGGAGUCAAGAAGCAUUCUGCUGGUAACUUGCAACUCAUGCAACAAAACAACAAGACAUUAUGGUAAAAGCAGGGAUUUUCUGGCUACCACAACACGUAAUUCUGGCACUCCAAGUACUAAAUCUAGCCUGAGGACACCAGAUGUAAAAAUGCAGCCUGCAAACAAAGCAACACCUGUGAGCGGCAGUAGGUUGGGAUCUAAAGGGAACACUCCCUCAUCACUUCCCAGAAUGUGUGUAUCUGGACAGGCGACAACCGGCUCUGCUUCUAAGACUCGCCGAAAUUCCAAGUUUCACUUUUCUAAGCUAAAACGGAUGCUUAACCUAGAAGAAAAAGAGAAAAGCCAGAAGGCAGAUUUGAAAACCUUCUUGACUUCACUUUAGUUAUACAUUAUUUUAAAGUAAUAAAGACAACAGCAAUAAGA